AUGGCGCAUAGCAACGGCAACGGCGACCUGCUCCUUGGCAACGGUGGCAUCAUCCCGGCAACCGGCGGCAUCAUCCCGGCAACCGGCGGCAUCGCCACGGCAACGGCAGGCCCUGAGGCGGACGCUGGCUCGCCGCGCGGGAAGCCCGCCCAGAACGGCGUGAGACCCCCCCCCUGCUGCCACCGCUGCCCCUUCCACCCGCCCCUCUGCUGCCACGGCAACCAGCAGGACUGCCACAUCUUCCAGAACCGCUCCCCGGUCCACCCCGCGCCAUGCUGUCUGCAGCAGCACCGGGCCCAAGAACACUUCCAGAACCAGCCCGGGCCCCACAACACGGCAAACAUGAGCUCAAGACCUUUUCGAUUCCCAAAAAGUUAUGCAGCGCUGAUAGCCGAUUGGCCGGUGGUGGUGCUGGGCGUGUGCACGGUGCUGAUCGUGGUGUGUGCCUUGGUGGGCAUCCUCGUUCCAGACCUCCCCGACUUCUCCGACCCCCUGCUGGGGUUCGAGCCGCGAGGCACAGCCAUUGGUCAGCGCCUGGUCACAUGGAACAACAUGGUGAAGAACACGGGCUACAAAGCGACGCUCGCCAACUACCCCUUCAAAUACGCCGAUGAGCAGGCCAAGAGUCACCAGGAGGAUCGGUGGGCAGAGGAACACUUCGACAGAGACAAGCGGCAGGUGGAAUGGGACUUCAGCAAGGACAGCUUCUUCUGUGACGCGCCCGGGGACCGUUACUCCAGGCUGGUGUUCAGCUCCGCAGAGGGGAAGAACCUGUGGAACAUACAGGCCAUCAAAUCCAUGUGCAGUUUGGACAACACACGGGUGCGGUCCCACCCUCAGUACUGGACGCUCUGCCAGCGGACCUCAGACGCGUCCUGCUGCCCCAGCUGGACCCUGGGUAACUACAUCGCCGUGCUCAACAACAAGUCGUCCUGCCAGAAGAUCACGGAGCGCGACGUGUCCCACACGCUGAAGGUGCUUCGCUCCUGCGCCAAGUUCUACCACAACGGCACGCUGGGGCCCGACUGCUGGGACAUGGCCACCCGCCGCAAGGACCAGCUCAAGUGCGCCAACGUCCCGCGGAAGUGCACCAAGUACAACGCCGUCUACCAGAUCCUCCACUUCCUGGUGGACAAGGACUUCCUGGGGCCCAAGAGCGCGGAUUCGCUGAUCCCCGCGCUGAAGUACAGCAUGCUGUUCUCGCCCACGGAGAAGGGCGAGACCAUGAUGGACAUCUACCUCGACAACUUCGAGAACUGGAACGCCUCGGACGGCGUGACCGCGGUGACGGGGAUCGAGUUCGGGAUCAAGCACGACCUGUUCCAGGACUACCUGCUGACGGACACGCUGUACCCGGCCAUCGCCAUCGUGAUCGUGCUGGCGGUCAUGUGCGUGUACACGCGCUCCGUCUUCAUCACGCUCAUGACCAUGUUCGCCAUCAUCAGCUCGCUCAUCGUGGCCUACUUCCUGUACCGCGUGGUGUUCAGCUUCCAGUUCUUCCCGUUCAUGAACCUGACGGCGCUCAUCAUCCUGGUGGGCAUCGGGGCGGACGACGCCUUCGUCCUGUGCGACGUCUGGAACUACACCAAGCUGGACCGGCCGGACGGCGAGCUCGCCAAGACGGUGGGCGUGACUCUGCAGCACGCGGCGCUCUCCAUGUUCGUCACCAGCUUCACCACGGCCGCGGCCUUCUACGCCAACUACGUCAGCAACAUCACCGCCAUCCGCUGCUUCGGCGUCUACGCCGGCACCGCCAUCCUGGUCAACUACGUGCUGAUGGUCACCUGGCUGCCGGCCGUGGUGGUCCUGCACGAGCGCUACCUGCUCCACCUGUUCACCUGCUUCAGCCCGCCCCCGCACGGCCACCCCGCCUUCAGCACCAAGAGCUUCUGGAACUUCCUCUGCCAGAAGGCGGACAAGUGCCUGUUCGCGGCCUCCGAGGUGUCGCGCAUCUUCUUCGAGAAGGUCCUGCCCUGCGUGGUGAUCCGGUUCCGCUACGCCUGGCUCUUCUGGUUCCUGGCCUUCACGGUGGGCGGGGCCUACGUGGUGUGCGUCGACCCCAAGAUGAAGCUGCCCUCGCUCGAGCUGUCGGAGUUCCAGGUGUUCCGCUCCUCGCACCCCUUCGAGCGCUACGACGCCGAGUUCAAGAAGCUCUUCAUGUUCGAGCGCGUCCACAACGGCGAGGAGCUCCACAUGCCCAUCACCAUCAUCUGGGGCGUCACCCCCAUCGACAGCGGGGACCCCCUCAACCCCAAGAACAAGGGCAAGCUCACGCUGGACGCCACCUUCAACGUGGCCAGCCCCGCCUCCCAGACCUGGAUCCUCAACUUCUGCCAGAAGCUGCGUAAUCAGAGCUUCGUGCACCAGUCGGACGAGCAGGACUUCACCAGCUGCUUCAUGGAGACCUUCAAGCAGUGGAUGGAGAACCAGGACUGCGAGGAGGCGCCCGUGUACCCCUGCUGCAGCCAGUCCGUCUUCCCCUACAAGCAGGACGUCUUCGAGCUCUGCAUCAAGCGGGCCAUCAUGGAGCUGGACCGCAGCACCAUCUACCACCUGGACAGCAAGACGCCCGGCCCCCGCUUCGACAUCAACGACACCAUCCGCGCCGUGGUGCUGGAGUUCCAGAGCACGUACCUGUUCACGCUGGCCUACGAGCGCAUGCACCAGUUCUACCGGCAGGUGGACCUGUGGAUCCAGGAGGAGCUGAAGACCGCCCCGCCCGGCCUGAGCUACGGCUGGUUCGUCAGCAACCUGGAGUUCUACGACCUGCAGGCCAGUCUGUCGGGCGGCACGCUGGUCGCCAUGGCGCUGUCGGUGGCGGUGGCCUUCAGCGUCAUGCUCCUCACCACCUGGAACGUGCUCAUCAGCCUCUACGCCAUCGUGUCCAUCGCGGGCACCAUCUUCGUGACGGUGGGCUCGCUGGUGCUGCUGGGCUGGGAGCUGAACGUCCUGGAGUCCGUCACCAUCUCCGUGGCGGUGGGGCUGUCGGUGGACUUCGCGGUGCACUACGGCGUGGCGUACCGGCUGGCCCCGGAGCCCGACCGCGAGGGCAAGGUGGUGUUCUCCCUCAGCCGCAUGGGCUCCGCCAUCGCCAUGGCGGCGCUGACCACCUUCGUCGCCGGGGCGAUGAUGAUGCCGUCCACCGUGCUGGCGUACCGGCAGCUGGGCGCCUUCAUGAUGCUGAUCAUGUGCGUGAGCUGGGCCUUCGCCACCUUCUUCUUCCAGUGCAUGUGUCGCUGCCUGGGCCCGCAGGGGCGCUGCGGCCAGAUCCCGCUGCCCAAACGCCUGCACUGCCCCGGCCUGGCCCCGGCCCCGGGCCCCGGCCCGCCCGCCGGGCGCGGCGGGAAGCUCUGCGGGGAGGUGGAGCACGAGCACUACGAGCUGGAGCCGCUGGCGUCCGGCGCCGACCGACCCGCUGACGACCCGCAGGCCUGCGCCCGGCUCCUCAACGGCGCCCCCGUGCCCUUCCUGAGCGAGGCCGAGUCCGACGCCAGAACCGCCCAGAACGGCCCGGCCGCUGUGCCCGAGCCCGGUCCGCACGCCUGCAGGGACCCCCAGCAGGGCCGGGGCGCGCCCUGGACCCCCCACGCCUGCUCUCAGCCCGGGGACGCCCCCCCGCCGCCCUGCUCUGGCCCCUGCAUGCCCCCUGGUGGCCUCCCCCUGCAAGGACACGCCCUGAUCUCCGCCCUGGAGUGCCAGGCACACUACCUCCACCACGCCCCGGCGGCUCCUCACCUGCCCCGGCACCCCCCCCACUGCCCGGCCGGCCGGGGGCAGAGACACGCCCCCCAGGCCUGCCCCCUCAGGACCUGCUGCCCCGCGAACACGGUGCAGCAGCAGCAGCAGCCUCCGGACCACCAGGGGGAGCCGGACUCCAGCGGCGUCCCGGACGAGCCCCCGAGGUGGGGCAGACCUCACUGCUCGGGCCCCAACGGGGCCGUGACCCCUGACCCGGCGGUAAAAACUCUGAAGCCGGGAAAGCGCCCGGCCCAGAGCGGUGUGGACAGGCCGCCCGAGCCGGCCGACCCCUCCCAGGAGGCCUGGGGCCCCGCGGGCCGAAAGGAGGGCCCCGCCAGGAGGUGCAGGCCCAAGCACAGGGCCAAGCCCUCCUCCUGCUUCAACAGGACUCUGAAAGAUAAGUGCAAUUCUCUGGACUCUCGCCUCAGGCCCAAACCCGAAUCCACAGUGCCUGCACUCGCUAUGAACUCUAAACCCUCAUCGGAGAGCUUGUGCUAAAAUAUUAAACGCUUAUAAAAGGAACAACCUCAAAAAAAAAAAAAAA
Molecule: messenger RNA, 4282 nt
Organism: Conger conger (European conger)
Lineage: Eukaryota; Metazoa; Chordata; Actinopteri; Anguilliformes; Congridae
Gene: disp1
Product: dispatched homolog 1 (Drosophila)
Exons: 8
Coding region: 1-4236 (1411 amino acids)
Cellular component (GO): membrane
Source: RefSeq, a predicted model, not a curated record